Messenger RNA from Chinchilla lanigera (long-tailed chinchilla), 647 nucleotides. RefSeq names its product interferon-induced transmembrane protein 3-like. Gene Ontology annotation, biological process: negative regulation of viral genome replication; type I interferon-mediated signaling pathway; defense response to virus. Gene Ontology annotation, cellular component: plasma membrane. The record is from RefSeq and is a predicted model, not a curated record. Lineage: Eukaryota; Metazoa; Chordata; Mammalia; Rodentia; Chinchillidae. The transcript has 2 exons. Bases 104 to 532 code for a protein of 142 amino acids.
UGGGCAGGAAAAAGAAACUUGUGAGAAAUCAAAACUGCACAGCAGAGCUGGUCACAAAGAAGAGCCCACUGUCCAGACUCUCAGCGUGUCCCACAUCAGCACGAUGAGCCACACAACCCAGACUGUCUUCUCUCAGGCCAACGUCGGCCUGCCCCCAAACUACGAGAGACUCCAGGAAGAACAUGAGGUUACUGUGCUAGGGGGCACCCACAGCCCAGUUCCCGCAACCUCCACUGUGAUCAACAUCCGCAGUGACAUUGCUGUGCCUGAUCACGUGGUCUGGUCCCUCUUCAACACGAUCUUCAUGAACACAUGCUGCCUGGGUUUCAUAGCCUUUGCCUACUCCAUAAAGUCUAGGGACAGGAAGAUGGUGGGCGAUGUGAUUGGGGCCCAGAGCUACGCCUCCACCGCCAAGUGCCUGAACGUCAGCGCCCUGGUCUUAAGCAUCGCUCUGACCAUCAGCCUCAUCAUUGUGUUUUCCUUCACCUCCGUGCAGUUGUCCAAGGCGAUAUAUGACUCUCAGGGCCACUAGUCCUGCGGUUUCUGUCCCUCCACAACUGCCCUGGCCCUGGGCUGGGUCCUGCCCUUCACUCCACACCCUGACCAGCUGUCCACAAUUGGGAUCAAUAAAGUGUGCAUGUUCCUAC